Messenger RNA from Fusarium proliferatum ET1, 900 nucleotides. RefSeq lists its product as uncharacterized. The record is from RefSeq and is a predicted model, not a curated record. NCBI's taxonomy places the organism in Eukaryota, Fungi, Ascomycota, Sordariomycetes, Hypocreales, Nectriaceae. The transcript has 2 exons. The coding region runs from base 1 to 900 and encodes 299 amino acids.
AUGUCUUCGUACUCUCACAGCAGAGAAGAGGGUCACGAUCCAAGAGGUGAUGGAUCACAAUACUCCAGCUACGGUGACGGCAACGUAGCUCAUCACCUUCGACGAGACCUCCACCGUACACAGAGGACCAGCCUCCAACUUCUUGACGCUCAAGAGGAAUCGGCCGAGCGCAUCCGUGAACUCGAAGACAACAACUACGUCCUGGAGGAAGAAGUCGCAAAUAUGCGUGCCCAACUUGCGUUUGCCACCGGGAACAUCAUUAAUGUAAUCCAAGACAAGGUGGAUGCCGCCACAUUCGCAGGCUCCACUGUACGCGCUCUUAAGCAACAAAUCACUGAACAAACCGAAACCAUCGAGAAUUUGAAGAUCCAGAAGAGGAAGGCAGUCACAGAGCUCAGUCAAUUUCAACGCCAGAAAAAAAAGAAAACGUCCCCCUCCAGCAAAACAAAGUCAGAGAAGAUGAAGUCUGGGAACCAAAGCGCAUCUUCCGAUGCCAACACAGCGCUUACCACCUCUCUGAUCACUUCCCCUGACCAGGCCCGAUCUUUUGCACCAUCAGCCCAAGAACAUGCACUAUUUUUGGUUGAAAAAGUUAUGCGCGAUCGCGUGAUUCGUGAUGUGCACCUAUCUCGUAGAGUCAAAGGCUUGUUACAAGAGGCUCUUUCGAACGCCGACUUGGGAAGAAAUGUGUAUGGUUUCAUCCAUCGAGGCAAGAUCGGUUGUUACUAUUGUUUCCACGAAGUUUGCGAGAAGGGGCCUGAUGCCUCUGUGGAGCUGCACUUGGCUGAUCCGAGAUGCCAGCUCGGAAGUGACAAAUGCAACUUCCUGGUCAAGGCGGUGGGCAUUGGUGCUCACAGAAAGAUUCAGGUCUACAAUCCUGCUAUGGGCACUUCUGCUUGA